Coregonus sp. 'balchen' is the source of this 440-nucleotide messenger RNA. The record is from the annotation of a GenBank genome assembly. Lineage: Eukaryota; Metazoa; Chordata; Actinopteri; Salmoniformes; Salmonidae.
AUGGGAAAGGUAAGGCAUGUUGUUCCGCUGCACAUCUUUUGUCUCGUCACACCUUCUUGCUCAUUAUUUGUCUGACAGAACAAAGAACAAUGAACAACUGGCUGCGAGAUAGACACUCAGUUGUCUGAUCCUUUGUAUUGCACAAAACGGAAUGUUCUUUCCAUUGUAUGCAUGUUUACUUCCAUUCAUAUUUUUAGAUCAUCUUCUACGAGGACAAGAACUUCCAGGGUCGCUCCUAUGAGUGCAGCACCGACUGUGCCGACCUGCACACCCAUUUCAGCCACUGUAACUCCAUCCAAGUGGAGAGUGGUAGCUGGAUGGUCUAUGAGCGCCCAAACUACAUGGGCUACCAGUACUUCCUGAGAAGGGGCGAGUAUCCCGACUACCAGCGCUGGAUGGGCUUUAAUGAUUGCGUGAAAUCCUGCCGCAUCAUCCCUCAA